Messenger RNA from Catharus ustulatus (Swainson's thrush), 2297 nucleotides. It is a transcript of the gene DNAAF1, whose product is annotated as dynein axonemal assembly factor 1. Bases 1 to 1932 code for a protein of 643 amino acids. The record is from RefSeq and is a predicted model, not a curated record. Gene Ontology annotation, cellular component: axoneme. Gene Ontology annotation, biological process: cilium assembly. The transcript has 12 exons. Lineage: Eukaryota; Metazoa; Chordata; Aves; Passeriformes; Turdidae. Gene Ontology annotation, molecular function: protein binding; dynein complex binding.
AUGCAGGCGGCGCUCGCUGGAGACCCGGGCAGCGGCUGCAUGGGGGAGGCCCCGGCGCCUGAGGCGUCAAAUGCGGCGCUGUGCGACACCGGGAGCGGAGGUGCCCGCACGGAGCGUGAGGGCAGCGCUGGGAGCACAGAGAAAGAAGUCAACUGUACAUCCAGAGCAGAUCAACAGAAUGGACAAAAAUCAGGUAUUGAUCAGAAGUCUGGAACCAGCUCAUCCAGUCAAAGGACAGAAGAAAAGAAAGGCUCUGUAAGAAUGACAAAAAAGAUUCUGCUAGACAUCUGUAAACAGCAGAAAUUAUACUGGACCCCAUACUUAAAUGAUACACUGUACUUGCAUUAUAAAGGAUUUGACCGACUGGAGAAUCUUGAAGAAUAUACUGGACUGAAAUGUUUGUGGCUGCAAUGUAAUGGCUUAAGAAAAAUUGAGAAUUUGGAGGCUCAGACAGAAUUGCGUUGCCUGUAUUUGCAACUCAAUUUAAUUGAGAAAAUUGAAAACCUUGAACCCUUACAAAAGCUGGAUUCCCUCAAUAUCAGUAACAACUACAUCAGGACCAUUGAGAAUCUCUCUUGUCUGAAAGUCCUGCAGACUCUGCAGAUCUCUCACAAUAAGUUACGAACAGUGGAAGACAUCCAGCACUUGCAGGAAUGCCCAAGUAUUUCUGUUCUUGAUCUCUCCCACAACAAUCUAAGUGAUCCAAGUAUUGUAGCUAUUCUGGAGACCAUGCCCAAUCUGCAUGUGCUGAAUUUGAUGGGAAAUGAGGUGAUAAGGAAAAUUGCCAAUUAUAGAAAAACACUCACUGUUCGACUAAAACAGCUGACAUAUCUGGAUGACAGACCAGUUUUCCCAAAGGACAGAGCCUGUGCAGAAGCCUGGGCUGUUGGAGGGCUUGAAGCUGAGAAAGCAGAAAGGGAAAAAUGGGAAACCAGAGAGAGAAAAAAAAUCCAAGAUAGUAUUGAUGCAUUAGCAGCAAUUAGGCAAAGAGCAGAGGAAAAGAGGAGACAAAAGUGCAUGGAAGGAGAUGCAUCAGAUACCCAAGAAGGAACAUCUGCAAACUCAAAAGAUGGUGAUGGAAAUUCUAACACAUCAGGAACCUCAAAUAGAUCAGAAGAAGAAGCUCAAGAAAAGACUGAGAAGUUUGAAAAUGAGGGUUUUGAUGUUUGUAAUGAAGUUACAAUACUUCCAUCAAAUAGAAUAGAUAACAGAGAUUUGACAUCUGGAAAUGUGCCUGGUGAAGUUCAAGAGGAUGCACAGGAACCAGACUCUUACAAAGGUGCACAUUUCAACAAGGAGACAGAUGAUCUACCAGGACAGGAGGCAGCUGCUGACAAGACCAUGCUUCCUGAGAGGGAGGAAUAUGCUGAAAUUGAACAGUUCAAACUGGAGACGCUGGAGACACUUUCUCUUGAGGAACUGCCUGAUUUAGAAGAUGUAGUUGUAAGUGAGUUUCCCCCAGAAGAGGAAAUCUUUUUUCAAAAGCAGGACUAUCACCCAAAGAUUGAAAUAAUUUCUGAAGUGACAAAUGACAGCAAUUCUGCAUUAGAAGAAAAGAAUAAAAGCAUGCUUGAGAGUUCAGUAGAAGUUCCAACAGCAAUUUUUUCAAAUGUAUGUCAGAACCAUAAAAAGCAUGAAAAGGAAGGCUUAGGACCCCUUCUCAAAAGCUUCUUUACAGAGCCUGGUAAUUCAGAAAGACACCUGGAGAUCAAAGAUAAAGAGGUAGCCCCUUUGAAGCCCUUGAUACAAGAGGUAAUCACUGAGCCCAAGGAUCAUCUGCUGUUGUCACCAGACUGUCGUCAGCCAGAUGAGCCAAGGUCCUGGGCAGAGGAUGGAAAUGGCAGUGAUGGAGAAGCACAGGGCCUGGCUGAGGGGGAAGGAUGUCUUCAUAAAGCACAAGGUGACAAGGAUGGUGAGAGUAGAUUGGAUUAAUCACUUUGAAAAAAACAAAGAUCUGGAGCACAGUGUCUGACUGACUGCAUGGAAAUAUUCCCAAAAUACAGAGGCCAGCACUGGGACCAUUUGUGAAAACUGACACAACACUGUGAUACCACAGCUCACUGCCCUGGGCUCCAAGCUCCUCAGGGCAGCUGCCUGUUUACUACUUUGAAAAUUACUGUUUGGAGGUUAAAUUCCAGUCUUUAUUUGUGUUAUUUGUGCCUUUUUCCUUCUCAAAAUGCCUUAGUUACAUGUUUAUAUAUCAGAGUUUCAUUACAGAUGUAGUUUCAAGUACAAUUUAGUGUGUCUGUCUAAACAGAAUUUUAUUUGACUAAAUAAAAAUUCUAUUUGUAAGCACA